AUGGGUGUUCGUUACAAAACGCGAUCAAAGGUGCUCGUCGAAGGUCGUGGGGACAACGUGUGGCAUAGAUCUAUGCCCUCAAACCUGCAUCUGAGUGUAUUGAGAGCUCCGGCGACCAGUGGUAUUCAUCUUCUCUCGCAAGGCGUCGCUGCCGGUGUUCAGAUUGGGACUAUAAAUCAACACCUUAAAGGCUUGGAGCAGGGCCCUGCAAUUCGUCCGCAGCAUGUAACCAUCUGCCACCAGAACGAACGACCCUAUCAUAUUCCGUUACUUCAGUUGACAAUCGCCGUCAUGACGACCAUAGGUAACGCCGGAGCGGCCUCUUUCUCCUCCAUCUCCCUCCUCAAACCACAACCCCACCACCACGACCGACUUCUCAAAUCAGUCCCAAUUUUUAAAACUCCCAAACAGAAACCAAUCUCUGCCGUCCGUGCCACCGAAAAGCUCCCGGCGAGAUGGAGUCCCGACAGCUGGAAAUCAAAACCAGCCCUCCAAAUCCCAGAUUACCCCGACAAAGAACAACUGGAAUCCGUUCUGAAAACGCUAGAAUCUUACCCUCCAAUUGUGUUCGCCGGCGAGGCUCGGAAACUGGAGGAGCGGUUAGGCGAAGCCGCUCGUGGCGAUGCUUUCUUGCUUCAAGGCGGUGAUUGCGCCGAGAGUUUCAAAGAAUUCAAAACCGAUAACAUCAGAGAUACUUUCCGACUACUCUUACAGAUGGGUGUCGUCCUUAUGUUCGGUGGUCAAAUGCCCGUCAUCAAGGUCGGGAGAAUGGCUGGCCAAUUUGCGAAACCCCGAUCAGAUUCCUUCGAGGAGAAAGAUGGAGUGAAGUUACCAAGUUACAGAGGUGACAACGUAAACGGCGAUUCAUUUGACGAAAAAUCAAGAAUCCCGGAUCCCAACAGAAUGAUUCAGGCUUACACUCAAUCGGUCUCGACGCUUAACAUCUUAAGAGCUUUUGCCACCGGAGGUUAUGCCGCUAUGCAGAGAGUUAACCAAUGGAAUCUUGAUUUCACAGUGCAUAGUGAACAGGGAGAUAGGUAUCGGGAAUUGGCUCACCGAGUUGAUGAAGCGAUGGGAUUCAUGGCUGCUGCUGGACUCACCAUCGAUCACCCAAUCAUGACCACGACACCGUUUUGGACCUCACAUGAGUGUUUGCUUUUGCCAUAUGAACAAGCACUCACGAGGGAGGAUUCUACAUCGGGUCUUUAUUAUGAUUGCUCGGCUCACAUGGUUUGGGUAGGGGAACGCACUCGACAACUUGAUGGUGCUCAUGUUGAGUUUUUACGUGGUGUUGCCAACCCUCUUGGGAUCAAGGUGAGUGAUAAGAUGGAUCCUAGUGAACUGGUGAAGUUGAUUGAGAUCUUGAAUCCUGAUAACAAGGCUGGGAGGAUUACGAUUAUUUCAAGAAUGGGGGCUGAUAACACGAGAGUGAAGCUUCCUCAUCUAAUCAGGGCAGUUCGUGGUGCGGGUCAAAUCGUGACUUGGGUUAGUGACCCGAUGCAUGGUAACACCAUUAAAGCUCCCGUGGGACUCAAGACUCGGUCUUUCGAUGCAAUCAGGGCGGAGGUGACAGCGUUCUUUGAUGUGCAUGAGCAAGAAGGAAGCUACCCGGGUGGUGUGCAUCUAGAAAUGACUGGGCAGAAUGUGACUGAAUGCGUUGGUGGUUCACGAACCAUCACUUACAAUGAUCUGAGCUCACGUUACCACACCCACUGUGACCCACGCCUCAAUGCGUCUCAGUCUCUUGAGCUUGCGUUCAUCAUUGCAGAACGCCUCCGGAAGGGACGCCUCAGACGUGGCAUUACCAGUAGCAGUGGGGCCGGUUUUAUUCUUUAGAAACUUUUUUCUAAUAAUGAGAAAAUGACGUCAAUGUCAUAUAUCAACUCUAAUUAAGGAUCACCAAGACAUCAACCUGGUUCAAAAGAAAAGAAAAACCAUAUUGACAGCUAGUUACUCAAACAGGGAAGUUGGGGAUUAUGUCUUCUUACAUAUGCAAAUAGGAAUAAAGAUUUAUAAACAAUGGCGUGGAAUGGAAGGAAGAGUAACAUAUAUUGAUAGUGUUUGUAAUAGAGUUUAACUCUUCAUUAAAUCUAUAAUUGGUCAUGUCCUCAACAAUAUUGAUGUAAAGAAAAGAUGAUGUGUAUUAGGGGUGUGACUUUCUUUGUUCUUGAAAUAUACCAUUUUUUUUUAUCUUCUUAUUGCUUCUCCUUCCAAACAAGACAAUCAAGUAAUAC
Messenger RNA from Lactuca saligna, 2234 nucleotides. The record is from the annotation of a GenBank genome assembly. NCBI's taxonomy places the organism in Eukaryota, Viridiplantae, Streptophyta, Magnoliopsida, Asterales, Asteraceae.